UAGCCAGAUGAUAUAUGCCAACACAGAUACGCAUUAUCGGGAGCAUUAUUAUGAGUUUGAAUUCUAAGUUGAAAUUUAAAAAAUACAUAUUUUAAUCGGCCCAAACUCGUGAAGGAUAUCGAAACGACUUGGACACUUUUUGGUAAUCCGUGGUAUAAUUCAAAUUUCUUGGCGCCGAGAACGGCGGCAACUCGGCAAACAUACGUGGCGAUGUUCGUUUGCAAGUCAUGCGUAUAUAAAUUACCAGUGAGUUAAUUAUUACAAAAGUCAGCGAGUGAGAAAAAAAAAGAAAUGGCAGAAUGUUGACAAUUGAUUAUGUCUCCAUAACAUCAUUUAAAAUGAUCGCCCAACGGUGUGAAGUAAGGCCAACUCUGUCACAUUGUGAUCGGGGGGACUCCAGAUGCGCUCAAGAUGGCCGAGGAUUGAUUUUUCUGAUUUAAACGAACCCUGUAAACGAUGAAAUUCUAAUAUGAUAAUAUUCGGAAAUUUCUCUGAAUAUCUCUCAGAUUAAAGCAUUGAAACGUGAUUGGUUUUUAGUUGGUGUGAAUCAUUGUGAUCAAUGUGACUCUGCACGUAAAAUUGUCAGAAAAUAAUAUCGAGUCGCGAGGCAAAACCGAGCCGUCUCCGUGUGACAGCGGUUUCCGCUAGGCGCGAAAUUGUUGCGACACACAAGUAAAGAAUCACUCGUGUGUGGGGAGAGUGUAUCUUAACAACAACAACAACAACAACAACAACAAUAACUGUAACAGACUUAAACUAUUUUCGUUGUUAAUUGAUACGCAAAAGCUUUUCAUCCGUUAUUGCUAGCAUAAAUGAAUAAAGUUAAGGAGCACCAUAAUUGCGUUCUGUGCGAUUCGAAAUUAGAUUCCAAAGAAGCUCUUCAGGAACACUUCAGAAAACAUGCCAACAAGGAGAUUGACGCACGGGGACGGCCGUGUAUGCAGAAAACUAAUGCUGAAACACGAUGUGAUAUUUGUGGACAAUCAUUUGAUACAAUACCUGCCACUAUAAGGCACAGGUUUAAGGUGCAUCCAAAUUCACCGACAAAGUUUUACUGCCCUUACUGCGGUAUGCAGUUUCCAUUAAAGACUCACCGAGAUAAUCACCAAGCUACUCAUGAUCCUGAGAGCAGUACAAAUACAAAUCAUCACAAGUGUUGCAAACAAUGUGACGUUUUGUUUUACAAUGGAAAAGCUCUGGACUAUCAUUACCGAUCAAUUCACAAGAGAAUGGUUCAUCUCUUUCAACCAAUACUGACGCCACCACCGAGUAACAAAAUCAAAGUAAACUCCAUGAAUGACGCGUUGAGUGCAUAUUAUUGCCAUUUAUGUGGAGCAGAAUAUGUUAUAAAGUUCAAUCUUCAACAGCAUUUGGAAAACGCACACACACAGGAGGAGAGAGAGACAGUUCCUGACCACCUGAUAAAAUGUACUACCUGUGCGGCUAUAUUUUGCAGCAAGAGAGCAUAUGACGCACACAACAUUUUUCAUCAGCCUGAAGAUCGGUAUGUUACGUCGGAGCAACAAAGACUGCAAACUGUGACAAAGGUCGAUCAAGACUUUGAUAUUAGUAGGGUUGAACCUAUCGCUGAUAAAUAUCUCACAAAACAUAUGUCUCCAAAGAGACGUGCUAAACGUUGGCCAGAGAAAAAAAAAGUACAGCGGGUCUCGAGUAAAAGAGUCUAUGGUGAUUUCACCUCCUCUGAAGAAGACGAUGAAGGCCCACACCAGCAGCAAAUUGGAGAUGAAGACUUGAGUGACUCGAGCGACACUAGUGACUCCAAAAGUGAUUUACCGCUGGACCAACGAAUAAAGUCCAGUUAACCGAGUCAGAGUUGUGCAGCCUGAACGACGCAGCCUUGUUACCCACAUUAUUAUUACUAAAUAAUUAUCGUUUGAGAUAAAUUAUAGAGGCCGAGAAAAGUACUUAAUACGCCCGAGAUAACAGAAAUAAUGAUAAUAAUCAGCUCCCUUCUUCACGUAAAUAUGUUGUAAUUAGUUUUCUUUGAUUGUGCAUUCAGAGUAGUUUUGAUGACAAUUCAUCACUACAUGGUCAUGUUGAAUAGUUAAUGUACGGAAAAUUACUGGCUAAGCUAUUAGUCGAUUUUUCAUUAUCUCUUUCUUUAUCUUAUUCCGAGAAACAAGUUCAAUACAACGGAUGAGAAUUAAAAAAUACCAAACUCUGAAUGUGCUGAGCAUAUCGUUUUGCGUGAUACAUCUGUAACACAUAAAUAUACAAAGUUGUAUCUACAGGGUAUUCGAAAUUUUACCCUCAAUAUACGUAUUACAUAGGCGAGAAUUCUUUGCCGAUAUUGAAGGUAUGCUUGGCCAGUUUUAUAUAACAAGGUACAGCAUGAAAAAAAAAAAUGUAUAAAACUGCCUCAAGCCAAAUGGCAGACGAAAUUCCAAGG
Molecule: messenger RNA, 2410 nt
Organism: Neodiprion virginianus
Lineage: Eukaryota; Metazoa; Arthropoda; Insecta; Hymenoptera; Diprionidae
Product: protein suppressor of hairy wing-like
Exons: 6
Coding region: 813-1823 (336 amino acids)
Biological process (GO): regulation of transcription by RNA polymerase II
Cellular component (GO): nucleus
Molecular function (GO): RNA polymerase II transcription regulatory region sequence-specific DNA binding; DNA-binding transcription factor activity, RNA polymerase II-specific
Source: RefSeq, a predicted model, not a curated record